ACCAUGGUGCCACUGAAGCGAAGAAGAGUCGCUGGGAGUAACAGUGAGGCUGACGGCGCAGGAGAGGCUCCACCAGCCAGGUUCCCCCGGGUGCUUUUGUUCCUGUUGGAAAGAAAGAUGGGAGCCAGUCGAAGAGCUUUCCUGACUCAGCUGGGGCGAAGGAAAGGAUUUCGAGUGGAGGAAUCGUUCAGUCAAAGCAUCACACAUGUCAUUUGUGAAAACAACUCUGGUGAUGAGGUCAGGACGUGGCUGAACUCCCAGCACCGGGCUCAGGGCGGAGCUCCGCUUCACCUUCUGGACAUCAGCUGGUUCACAGAGAGCAUGCACGCAGGCCAUCCUGUUCCAGUCCUGGACAGACAUAAACUACAGGAGCAGCACAUUGAUGAAGCAGAGGUUGUGGUGUGCUCAGUGCCCAGCUACGCCUGUCAGAGAAGAACCACUCUGGACAACAAUAACACCAUCCUCACCGAUGCUUUGUCUCUCCUGGCUGAAAACGCUGAGCUCUGUGACCAGGACGGGCGAGGUGUUGCGUUCAGGCGGGCCGCCGCCGUGUUGAAGGCUCUCCCUAAAGCGGUGACAUCUAUGACGCAGCUCAGAGGGCUGCCCUGUCUCGGAGAACAUUCACUGAGAGUCAUCAAAGACAUUUUGGAUAAUGGAGCAUCAAGUGAGGUGGAGUCCCUGAAGCAAUGUGAGCGGUAUAAAGCUCGAAAGGUUUUAACAGGUGUUUUUGGAGUUGGAGCGAAAACAGCAGACCGAUGGAUCAGAGAGGGGAUACACACCCUUCACCAGUUACGGAAUUCAGGACACACCCUCAACCGAGACCAACAAGCAGGUGUGGAGCACUAUGACGACCUCAAUCAGCCGGUCUCUAAGGCGGAGGCUGACGCUAUUGAAGAGAUUGUGGCAAAAGCCGUUGUUUCUGUGUCACCGGGAGCCCAGAUUACUCUGACGGGAGGAUUCAGGAGAGGAAAGCUGACGGGUCAUGAUGUUGACUUCCUCAUAACCCACCCAGAGGAAGGCAUGGAGGCAGGACUGAUGUCUAAAGUGGUGUCCUGGUUGGAGUCACAGGGUUUCCUGCUCUACCAGAAAACCACAAGAAACUCUUACCUGGAGUCUAAGGAUGGCCCUGCUCGAAUCACCUCCAACAUGGACCGCUUUGAGAGGUGUUUCUCCAUCUUUAAACUGGCCAAGGAGGACAAACGGGAAGAAAAACAGCCAGAGACACAGGGAGAAAUCGGAUUACAGAAUCUCUAUACGGCAGAGGGCAGUGUUGGAGGCCACACGCAGAUACAAGGUGAGGACUCACGUCUGCAGACGGGUCAUAUGUCACAGAGUCAGAUCCACGCUGGUCAACAGAGAUCCGAUGUGUCUCGUGAAGAUGGAGGACUUGCGGAGAUAAAACCUGCCGGACACAAACCGUGGAGAGCUGUGAGAGUGGACCUGGUGGUUUCUCCUUUCAGCCAGUUUGCUUUUGCUCUGCUGGGCUGGACGGGAUCCAAGUUGUUUGAAAGAGAGCUGCGACGUUUGGCUGGACAGGAAAAGGCCAUGUCUCUGAACAGCCAUGCUCUAUAUGAUAGCACACAGCAGAGGUAUCUUAGAGCCACAUCAGAGCAAGAGAUAUUUGCACAUCUCGGUCUAGAGUACAUUCCUCCGUCAGAGAGAAACGCCUGAGGAGACCUGAUGAGCGUAUCUGCAGCAGGAAAGCCAAGCAGGUACCAGGAUUAUCACCUGGAGAAGGAAAGGUUAACGUAGCCUUCAGAUGAGAUGGGACAGCGGGGGCGCGAGUCUAUCAGAUGCCAGAACACUGUAUGUUUGUUGAAGUGUGAGGCCGAAUUUCACAGCAGUUAUUUUGUCUCGUUGCCAUGUUCGCUCCUCUCAGAGACCUCGUUCAGACCUGGUGUUGACAUCCAUCCUGAGUGAUCUGAUCACAAGUGGUCAGAGCUAAGUACAGGUCUGAACGCACCUAAAUGCAUCUGAUCACAAGAAUCCCAUUUGGAGUUGGUCUGGGAUGCAUGUGAUCACAUUCCUUUCGCUGCGUGAAGGCAAAUGUGCCCCGGGCCAAAUGGGAAGGACCGGCACCUCCUCAGCUGACGUCCUCUGACCUGCUUUUUACUGCUUUUUACACAGAGUCGGACACAUCUGGAAAAUCAGAUUAUAACAACAUUAUUUGGUCUUUGCGAACAGAAAUGACGUUUGUGUGUAUUUACAUAUAGAGCUUGGAAGUGAGCUCUGAUCUCAAGUGUUCACAGGAGACUCAUCCAGUAAAAUUGUACAAAAUACUGCCUCCUACAAAUGGUCAUACAAUAGAAUCAACAACUCUAAACGUAAACCAACCCGAAGCAGGGUUUAUUGCAGCUGAUAGUUUUAGCUAAAUGUGCCUAAUGACCAUCAAAUAUCGUCUUCUACCUCUGUCAUAUUAAUGUGUCUCAUAGAAUGUGAAUAAUUUUCUACACACUGACCUCUACAACCUGUUGUUGCUCUGAUUAUAUUUUACAGUAAAUGAUAAAUAAAUUCAGCCUUAAAGGCCCCAUGACAUAAAAAA
This is a messenger RNA of Paralichthys olivaceus (Japanese flounder), 2542 nucleotides long. The record is from RefSeq and is a predicted model, not a curated record. NCBI's taxonomy places the organism in Eukaryota, Metazoa, Chordata, Actinopteri, Pleuronectiformes, Paralichthyidae.